This is a messenger RNA of Penicillium daleae, 204 nucleotides long. RefSeq lists its product as uncharacterized. The record is from RefSeq and is a predicted model, not a curated record. The coding region runs from base 1 to 204 and encodes 67 amino acids. The transcript has 2 exons. NCBI's taxonomy places the organism in Eukaryota, Fungi, Ascomycota, Eurotiomycetes, Eurotiales, Aspergillaceae.
AUGACUGUUGGUCAGUUUAAGGCUCGCGAUGGGGAUGCCAUUUGGGAAGAGCAGCAUACUGGCCCUCUGGAGAUUCACUUCAGCUACCUACUAUGUAUCGCUAUCGCAGGGGCGCUGAUCCUGUCUGCGCCUUACGAAGGCCUUCGUCAUAUUAUGCUCAUCAUGGCCGUCCACGAGGAUCUUGCUAUCUCGGGCCAAUGCUAA